This is a messenger RNA of Linum trigynum, 3589 nucleotides long. The record is from the annotation of a GenBank genome assembly. NCBI's taxonomy places the organism in Eukaryota, Viridiplantae, Streptophyta, Magnoliopsida, Malpighiales, Linaceae.
UUAGAUUUGAGUAUUUCUCGACUAGUUGAGUAAUGUUGUGGCUUCUCGAGUUUUAUAACAACGAGUCUAAAUCCAGUUGUGGAAGAAUCAACAUUUGUUAAUUCCAUUGAUAUUUUGGUUUAUUUAAUCUCAUAAUUCGAGUGCAAAUGAUAUGAGUGAUACAUAUUCAAUAGUGAACAUUUAGAUUCACGAAAGUUGAAACUAUUAUCUUAAAAUUGAGAUUAUGCAGUAUCAUUCAACGAAAAAAAAGAUUAUGCAGUAUCAUUAUACCAAUAAAUUAAGACAAGUAUAUUUUUAACAUUUAAAACUUGAAAAAAAUUUGGGUCCAAAAUUUGAAGUUUUAAGUUUAACCUUAAAGUUGAAGUCUAUUUGUUUUCUUUCUUACAAAAAAAAUGCCAGAUUGGGGGAAAAUACAAAAGAGUUUUUUGAUUUUCUCCAAACGACAGUACCAUUUUGCCCUUUUUUUCUCUUACGCGCUCUCUUCCUCCUUAUUUCUUCUCUCUCACUCGCACAACAGAAAACCAGAGAGGCACCAAGAGCAAAAAGGAACCAAAAAAAAAAAAAAAACCCAUCACCAUAGCUUCAGAGCAAGAAGAAGCAGGAGCAUAAGAAGAAGAACAAUAAGAACAAAUUUGAAGCAAUGUCGUCAAAGCGAAGAAACCCGCCAUUGUUGCUUCUUCUAUUCAUCUCCGUUUCCAUUUCCGUUCUUUUCGUCUCCUCCUCCGCAGCUCCCGGAGCUGAAACUGCGACGUUUCAUUUCCGAGCUCCUCGAUUUCCUGAUUUUUCGAGAGCUGGACAUGGCUUAGUGGCGCCAUUCGGCAUAAGACGCCAUCUCGCCGACGGCAACUCGACGGAGGCCGGUGAUGGGAAUUCGACGACUCUGGUGUUGGCCGGAGAGAGGACUCGACGGAAAGACCCUUCGGAUAACUUGAAAAUCUACACUGGUGGAUUCAACAUCAGCAAUCAACACUACUGGACUUCUGUGAGUGCUACAGCAGCACCAUUCUUUCUCGUAGCUGGAGUUUGGUUUGCAGUCUUUGGGAUAGUUCUAGCCUUCACCUGUCUAUGCUAUUGCUGUUGCCCUAGAGAGCCUUAUGGCUACUCUCGAACUUGCUACGCCAUCUCCCUCAUCUUCCUCAUCCUUUUCACCAUUGCAGCAAUUGCUGGAUGUGUUGUUCUUUAUACUGGACAAGGGAAGUUCAUCGGCAUAACAUCAGACACAUUGGACUAUGUUGUGAGCCAGGCAGAUGUUACAGCCGAAAGCCUCAAGAAUGUGUCAGGGUAUCUCGCUGCAGCCAAGUCGGUUGACGUGGACUCGAUUUUCUUGCCUGCUGACAUGCGGAGCAAACUCGAUAACCUUGUGGCGAAGGCCAAUUCGUCUGGGAACACAUUGUCCAGCCGUACUCAGGAUAACAGGAGGAAGAUUAAGGAUGGGUUGAAUGGCGUGAGAUUGGCUCUUGUGAUCUUAGCAGCUGUUAUGCUUGGUUUGGCAUUUCUUGGCUUUUUAUUCUCCAUUCUUGGGAUGACUUGCCUUGUAUACUUCCUGGUGAUUCUAGGAUGGAUCCUCGUUGCUGGUACAUUUAUCUUGUGUGGCGUCUUUCUUCUUCUCCACAAUGUGGUGGCAGAUACAUGUGUGGCAAUGGACGACUGGGUCCAGCAUCCUACUGCCAAGACGGCCAUGGACGAUUUCAUCCCAUGUGUGGACAAUGCAACUGCACAAGAAACGUUGGUGCAAUCGAAGCAGGUCUCUUUCCAGCUCAUCAACUUGGUUGACACCGUCCUCGCCAAUUUCUCCAACCGCAACUUCCCCCCACAACUCGGACCUCCUCUCAACUACAAUCAAUCUGGUCCGUUGGUUCCUCUUCUCUGCAACCCCUUCAACUCCGAUCUCACCGUCAAGGACUGCACUCCCGGGGAAGUCGUCUUCCAUAAUGCUACUGAGGCAUGGAAAGCCUACGUGUGCCAAGUUUCAAGCUCUGGCAUAUGCACGACGCCCGGCCGGCUGACUCCAUCGCUGUACUCCCAAUUGUCGUCGGCCGUGAACGUGAGCUACGGGCUCUACCGCUACGGACCGUUCCUCGUGGAGCUAGAGGACUGCACGUUCGUGCGGAGAACGUUCACUGACAUCAACGCUUCCUACUGCCCCGAUCUCCGACGAUACACGCAGUGGAUCUACGUCGGGCUGGUGAUCGUCUCGGCCGCGGUGAUGCUGUCGCUGAUCUUCUGGGUGAUAUACGCCAGAGAGCGCCGCCACCGUGUGUACACCAAGCAGUUCAUGACUGGCGGUGGAGGAGAUCACAACAAGGGUCCGGGGAAUAUAUGAGUGGUUUUGGAGGGAGAUUUGAUUGAUUAUAGCUUUUGUAAAUUUUGGUAGUUGUUUGUUUUAGGAGUGAUAUAUAUGUAGAUUGGAUGAGAGUGGAUGGUGGUUCUGCUUCAUAUGUAUGUGUACCAAGUAUUUACGCAGGUAACUCGUUACGUACUAUAGUUCCUCGGGUCAUGAAAUACUGUUAGAACAGAAGAAAACAGGGGAGCCUCUGUUUUCCACGGAGGAAAAGCCCAUCGAUGGCGGAAACAGAGGAAUUAGCUUCAACGACUAGUUAAUUUAAUGGCCCACUAUUCAUCAUAGGUCGGAGAAGGAAGGAAGGAAGGAGAAGGAUUUUUCCUCCUAUCUCUCACUUCUUGUGGUGAUCAGGGAAAAGAGCAAGUGAUCGGAGAAUUUAUGCCUGGGGAAGGAAGGAAAGGCAGGGGAACUCCGGCGGGAAAUGACGAAAAGCGAAACGUUUCGGGUUCUAAAAAACCAAGUUCGAAACGCGAUUAAUUGACGAGGUAUAUUUGACUUUCUCAUGACAUAUUGACGCUGACAUCUACUCGACCGGCGGCGAAACAAACAGUGGGGAAAGAACGUCACCGGGAAAACCAGAGAAAUAAGCAGAGGUACUCUGUUUUUUUCUUCUUCUUCUCUUUCCCGGCGAUGGCAGACGAUGACAACGGAGUGGGAAUUAGUUCCGACCUCCCGGCCGGCGGGUUUGGAGUAGUUUAAGCAGCAGUUAUUGAGUGUCGGAUCAAGAACCGAAUAAAUAAUUGAUGGACGGACAAUAUCCAGUCUCUCUCCCAGUCCCACGACCACCACCGGAAAUUGCAGAUGCAACCCCCAUGGAAUUCAGCUUGAUUGAUUCCACGAAGAAUUCAUUCAUUCAUUCCCCCUUUCUCCAAAUUAUAACCAGAACAAUGAUGGAGGCGUUGUUUUCGCUGCAGGAACCGAAACAGUUUUCUCCCCCGACACACGUCAGUGAAUCUAAGCCGGCAAACAUGUCUGCAGGCUGCCUGUCCAGUGUCCGACGUAAAGACACCAUUUUUCACAAUAAAGAAAGAAAGUUACAGUACAGUUAGAAACAUACACGACAACCCAUCACCACCACCACCACAAACGAGGUCAUGAAAUCACAAAUGUCCCACGUACGAGCUAAUUCUCGUCACACACGUAGAUAAGAUAAAGAGUAACUGUCACGUCUAGUGGACCAAUUUUGUGUGACAUUUUGACUACAGUGGAAUAAGUAGCCAGAGCCCAGAAUAAUCGUUAGGACUUAGG